This is a messenger RNA of Panthera uncia (snow leopard), 5157 nucleotides long. RefSeq names its product coiled-coil domain containing 9B (gene CCDC9B). Bases 168 to 1676 code for a protein of 502 amino acids. NCBI's taxonomy places the organism in Eukaryota, Metazoa, Chordata, Mammalia, Carnivora, Felidae. The record is from RefSeq and is a predicted model, not a curated record. The transcript has 11 exons.
AGAGGAGUCUUUUGUAAUCACAACAUGAUCUCGUGUGCUGAGCAGUGAAGCCGGCAGGGAGAGGCCAGCAGAGGCCCGGCUCCGGUGGUGGCUCGGCGGCUCCGGCUUCCCUCCGGCUCUGGCUCCCCUGGGGCUGCUCUGGAAUUCUCUCAGUGCCCACUGUUGCCAUGCACUCGGCUGGGCCUCACGGAGCUGAGUCACCCCUGAGCAGGCAGGAAGAGAAGGAUGCAGAGCUGGAUCGGAGGAUAGUGGCCCUUCGAAAGAAGAACCAGGCCUUACUCCGCAGGUACCAGGAGAUCCAGGAAGACCGUCGGCAGGCGGAGCAGGGGGGCAUGGCUGUGACCGCGCAGGAAUUCCUCCGACCUGAUGGCCUCACUGUCACUAUCAGCCAGGUUCCCGGCGAGAAGCGGGUGGUCAGCCGUAACUGGGUGAGAUCCCUCGGACCUGAAGCAGCCGGUGCGAUGCUUGAGGAUGAGGAGGUGGAGUAUCACACCGGUACUUUCUGCCUGGGGGACCGGGUGGAGCUGGCUGUGACCAUGGAGAACAAAGCUGAGGCCAAGCGGAUCGUAAGUGAGAAGCCCACCAGAGCAAAGAACCGGGGGGCAGGAGGGUCACCUGGAGGGGGCUUGGGCCGGACCCCCUCCAUGCAGAUGGCCGUCAGCUCAGAUUCGGCACGGAAGGGUGCUCGGGAGCCCCAGAGUCCAGGCCUGGUCCCAGGCCCGGUUCCCCACCGACCAGUGGGGGGACCCCAGGAGGUGGGCUGGGACUACGCCCAGUGGAAGCAGGAGCGGGAACAGAUCGACCUGGCCCGUGUGGCCAGGCACAGAGACGCGCAGGGUGACUGGCGCCGCCCGUGGGACCUGGACAAGGCCAAGCCCACGCUACAGGACUCCAGCAAGCCUCGAGAAGAGGGCCCGGCCAGGGCGGGCGGCACCAGGGGUCCCAGGAGCCACCGAAAGCUACAGCCCCCACCCUUGUCCCCUGAUGGUAAAGGUGGUACUACUCGGGGUGGGCAACCCAGCAGAUCCUCAGUGGUGUCUGCCACGCGAAGCAAAGCCCGGGGGACAGAGAGGCUGACUGGCAGGGCCCGCAGGUGGGAGACGAAGGAAGGCAAGGAGGAGCUGGAGAGCCAGGAGGGAAGCCAAAGUACCAGAAAGAGUCGGAGCGAGGAGGAACACUCACAGAAGCGGAGCGAGGUGGAGCUGAGCAGACCCACAAGUGCCCCAGCAACCAGCCCAGCCCCAGUAUCCCCAGAGGGGCCAAAAAGGGAGUCAGGAGUCUCGAUAGCCAGUCCAGAACCUACCUGUCCACAAAACACUGACUUGGUUCCCCUUGACCUUUCUCUAGGAGGAGCCAGUAGCCCUGGGCCCGGGGCGAGUGUGUGUGUGCUCCCUCCAAGGCCUGGAGCCCAGGAGAACCCCGUGUCCUGGCCAGAUGGUUCUGAGCAGCUCCCGGGGUUGAAUGACCCCCAGGCUGAGCCGGAAGUACAGACUUGCUCCAAGCCCCAAGGAGGAGCAGGGCCCUUAGAGCCCAGAGAAGACAGGUCUGGCAAGGCUGGGGCCCAGCAGGGCCUGGCACAACGAAGCAGGCCCACCAGGGGAAUGGGCCAAAGAGCAAGGGGCGCAGGAGGUGUGAGAAGCAGGACAGGAGGUCCGGGCCCCGCGGGAAGAUGCUGAGCAAAGCCCCUGGGAGCAAAGGGGCCGGGCUGGGCAGAGGAGGAGGGAAGAAUGCAGUCAGGACUCUUGUGUGUGGUGGGUGUCUGGUUGCUGGUGGCUUGUGGCAGUCCAGCUGAGCAGUUGGGCAAACUUUCCAGUGGGGUGACAUCGUGAGGGCAAGGAGCUGGCCUUCCUUGUAUCUCAGGUGCACAUCCCUGUGUACGGGUGUGUUUUCACCUGCAGGUAAAGCUCCUGGUGUAUUCCUAUGUCACACCUGGUCUCUGAGGCUGGCAAGAAAGCGAGGCUUGGAAACACUCAGCACCUGGCUCACCUGGCCUCUAUCACCCCCCAGGGCCUGGCUUCUCUUUCCAGCUGUGGCUUUGGAGGUGGAGGCAGCCUCAGUAGCUGGCAGGACCAGCCCAGGCCUGGGGCCUUUCCCAUGCCUCUGCCUUGCACCCAGGUGACUCACAGCCCCAGACUCACAGGAUGGCAAACGAGUGGAACAUCAGCCAUCAGCUGGUAGCCUCCUGCCUUCCUGGAAGAGGAGGCUGAGGCCCAGAAAGGGAGGGCACAGCAGGUGGGGACUGAGCUGGGGACAGGAGAGUGGAGCUCAGGUCUCCUCUGCAAAAGAGAGGGUUCCUGGAAAGGCCUCCUCUCUGAAAUGGGGUGGAGUUGGGUGGUGAGAGAAUAGCGUCUCCCCCCGCCCCCCCCCACAGUAGGGUGGGAAAGCUCACCAGCAGGGACACCCUCCCUCCCCCCUACCCAGGUCAGACUUCAAGUGUACCCCAAGGGGAGGGAAGAGGGCAGCCCUGCAGCCCAGGGCCAUUUCCUGCCAUCUCCUACUUCCUCUUCCCCACCACCUCCCUGCACCAAGGUCAUGCAAUAGCAAGGACUCAGACGAGGGACAGAGAAACAGCGACUCUGGCGAAGUACAACUUCAGGACUUGUCUUUCCUACUUAGUCUCUGUUCCUGCCCCUCCCCUGAGGCCCACGGCUGGUGAAUUAUUCAGACUCCGCACAAGCUGUGGCUUCCUCUCAAUUCAACAAACAUUUCCUGAGCACCCACUACCAGCAGUGCAGCCGGUGGGCGAUGGUGACUUUGCCAGCAAGAGGGAGGGAGAAACUCAGGCAUCCAGCAGCCCCAGGCUGCACAGCAGGAGCCAUUCUUGGCUGCAAGAGCCUGACAGGAGCUGGGGAUGGUGGGAGGAGCCCAAAGGGAACCAUCUCACUUCUGCUCGAAAAGGCAGGUGCCCCUUCCUUUCUCACCACGUGUGUCUUUUGCCCCCCAAGCUCCUGCCUGGAUCUCCCCAUGUGACCCCCUCUGUUCCCCUCCUCUUUGGCCCUGUGGUGGUGGCUGCUCCUCUCUGCUGAGGGUCCCAGGCCUCACUCACCAGCCUCUCUGGGUUCUCUAGGGAGUGUCCAGAUCAUGCUCAGGGUUUCUCCACUGUGGAAGGGAGGGAGGGCUGCAGGAAGCAUGAGGAGGGGGUGUCUUUUCAGCAGAUCAGAUUGUUUAGAGCAGUGCUUCUCACAUGUUAAGGCGCAGAGUAUUGCAGGUCCUAAUUCGGUAGGUCUGUGGGGGGCCUGGCAAUGCGCAUUUCUAAUCAGCUCCAGGUGACAGCUGUGCUGCUGUUUCCUGGACCGCGGGUUGAGUAGGAAGGGUUUGGGCUGGGAGAUAUGGCGAGCUAGGGCCCAAGACAGACUCUAGACUCUAAGGACUUGUUGCUGGCUAUGUCGGGGACCCGGCGAGGGCCGCCCUGGCCGGGUGCAAGCUUCCUGGCUUCAGAGUUGGGUGGGCAGCUGAGGCACCUGGGAAGGUGCCAGAGAGGCCAGUGAGUGGGUGGUGCCAACUUCCCGUAGCGGGGAGUGAGGAGACUGGUUAGCUGGUUGGGAAUGGGAUAAGGUGAAGGGGGUGGAAGAGGUUGGUGUGGAAUUUUGAAAAGGCUUGGGAAUAUUCUUAUGCGUGUGGGAAGACCCCUCUGAGACAUGAAUAGGUAAGGGCGAAUGAUUCCAACUGAAGUUUUCCUCUUUCUCUCCAGUCAUACAUAUAUGUAUUUGGAGCAGGGGCCUGGGCCUGACCCAUGACUCCCAAAGGAUAGAGGUGGGGAAGAGCAGAUUCAAGCAGAGCCCUUGAAUUCAGAUGUCUCAAAAUAAUAAUAACAGUAAUCAUCAUUAUCAUCACCAUCAUCAAGAAUCUGAAUUCUAAGAUUCACAAACUGCUCCCAAUGGCCACCCCCCGCCCCGCCUCCAUGGUACCAACCGUAUAGACAGGCCUUCGUUAGAGGGUAUAUGUCAAGGUAUGUCUGACUAUGGGAUGGGGAUGUAGAAUUCAGGCAGAAAUCUGGCUCGGCCCUUACAAACAGAACCUAAGCAGUAGAGAAAGCUGGGCAAGGGGCGCCUGGGUGGCUCGGGUGGGCGUCCGACUCUUGAUUUUAGCUCAAGUCAUGAUCUCGCGGUUUGUGGGAUCAAGCCCCAAGUUGGAGCACAGCCUGUUUGGUAUUCUCUUUCUCUCUCUUUCUCUCCCUGUGCCCCUACCCUGCUCACGUGCCCUCUCUCGAAAUAAAUGAACUUAAAAAAAAAAAAAAGAAAGAAACGAAAAGAAAGCUGGGCAGAAGGGCUAUGGAAAAAUAGGGUUUCUCUCUCUGAGGGUAACAUCUAGAAGGACAUUAGGAGAAAGGAUGUCAUGGGAGUCACUAGGGGUUAGAGAGUGCAGAGACCAGCACAGGCGGUCUUCACUCUAGGAAGACUGUAGUGCCAGAAAAGUAUCACAGCUUUUCUCAACAAAGGGGGAGCCUUCUUCAGGGCAGCAGCUAAGGGGGCGAGCACCCUCCUCCCCUGGGAUGGAACCAGCGGUGGAGAAGGAGGGAAGCAUAGACACCCCUCCAUAAACCUCAGGGUCAUGGGAGCCUGGCUGCAACAAUUCCUGGCUCCUUUGUCUAAAGGCCUGGCUGGGAGACUUCCUCUUAGAUGCCUCUUUCCUCUCCAACCAGCUGACAAGACUUUCCUCAAAGGUGGGAAGCUCUUCAUGAGACAGCACUAUUGGGAACCCAGGCACAGAGCUGGAGGAACUGAGAAGGAAGGUGCCUGCAGAAUAGUAGAGCAAUGACAGCUUUACUUAGGGCCUCAUAACACGGAGGGCAGAAGGGGCAGAAUAUCUCUCCAUCCUGAGCCCCUGUCACCUGGGCAGAGGGGAGCAGCAGACCAUAUUGCAAGGGAGGUAUGUUUUUUGAGGAGAGGCAUCAGGGUAGGAACAGACAUGGGCUAGGUCUGUCAUCAGCUAGCUGGGUAACCUUGGUCAAGUUAAACCUCUAAGGCCUUGGUUUUCUUAUCUGAAAAAUGGGGCCAGUAACACCUACCUUGAAGGGUUGUCAAGAAAAUGAAAGAGAAUGCAAAAUAUCCCCGGCCCACAGCAGGCACUCUAUCAGCAGUAGCCUGGCACUCAGUCAUUGUGUGUUAAAUAAAUGGAUAGCUAUUUGGUUUGAUCUCUGUCUUUGUUUCCUAUCCU